Linum tenue is the source of this 1866-nucleotide messenger RNA. The record is from the annotation of a GenBank genome assembly. Lineage: Eukaryota; Viridiplantae; Streptophyta; Magnoliopsida; Malpighiales; Linaceae.
AUGGCGAGGAGAAGCUACUUGUUCUUCUUGGCCGGCCUAGUUAUUCUCUGGCCGGCCUUAGCCGCGGCAGAUUACAUCAAGUACAGAGAUCCGAAGCAGCCCACGAAUGCCCGGAUAACGGAUCUAAUGAACAGGAUGACGCUGCAGGAGAAGAUCGGCCAGAUGGUUCAGAUUGAGCGCACUGUUGCCUCGCCUCAAGUCAUGAAGAAUUACUUCAUCGGGAGCGUGUUGAGUGGAGGAGGGAGCAGCCCCGGGGUGAAUGCUUCAGCUCAGGAAUGGAUUAAAAUGGUGAACCAGUUCCAGAGAGAUGCUCUCUCCACUCGGCUAGGGAUUCCGAUGAUUUAUGGGAUUGAUUCUGUUCAUGGCCACAGCACUGUUUACAACGCCACCAUUUUCCCUCACAAUAUCGGCCUCGGAGCUACAAGGCAAAGAAUUGGAGCAGCAACAGCACUUGAAGCCAGAGCUACAGGCAUUCCAUAUCUUUUUGCUCCUUGUGUAGCAGUAUGCAGAGACCCGAGAUGGGGGAGAUGCUACGAGAGCUACAGUGAAGAUCCAGAGGUGGUGAGCUCAAUGACAGAGAUAGUCACAGGGUUACAAGGAGACAUCCCUUCCACUUCUCCCAAAGGUGUCCCAUAUGUUGGCGGCAAGACGAAAGUCGCAGCUUGCGCAAAGCACUACGUGGGAGAUGGUGGAACUGUGAAUGGGAUCAACGAGAACAACACAAUCCUAAGCAGGCACGGAUUGCUCAGCAUCCACAUGCCUGGCUACUCUGCCUCCAUUAUCAAGGGGGUUUCAACUGUCAUGGUGUCUUACUCGAGCUGGAAUGGCGAUAAGAUGCAUGGCAACCGUGACCUCAUCACUGGGUUUCUCAAGGGCACUCUUCGUUUCAGGGGAUUUGUGAUUACUGACUGGGAGGGACUUGACAGGAUGACCUCUCCUCGUCAUGCCAACUACUCGAACUCUAUCCUUAGAGGAAUCAAUGCUGGAAUCGACAUGAUCAUGGUUCCGAUGAAGUACAAAGAGUUCAUCGACGACUUAAACCAGCUGGUUACGAACCACGAAAUACCCAUGUCCAGGAUCGACGAUGCAGUCAGGAGAGUUCUUCGAGUCAAAUUCACAAUGGGUUUGUUCGAAAAUCCUUUAGCGGACGAAACCCUCGUCAAUCACUUGGGAAGCCACGAGCACAGGGAAUUAGCCAGAGAAGCCGUCAGGAAAUCACUCGUAUUACUGAAAAACACCAACUCAAUGCUGCCUCUUCCAAAGAAAGGAUCGAAGAUACUCGUGGCCGGGGCUCACGCGGACAAUUUGGGCUACCAGUGUGGUGGAUGGACGAUACAGUGGCAAGGUCAAAGCGGCAACAAUGCUACCGUCGGGACGACAAUCAUGGAUGCCAUAAUGAACACGGUGGAUAAACAGAGCAGUCAGGUUGUGUAUCAGGAAAAUCCUGACACAAAAUAUCUCCAGUCAGAGGGCUUCUCCUAUGCCAUUGUCGUGGUUGGGGAGCUUCCUUAUGCAGAGACAGAAGGGAACAAUAUGAACCUGACGAUUCCUGAACCGGGUCCGACCAUGAUCAAGAAUGUGUGCAGAGCUGUGAAGUGCGUGGUGGUGGUUGUCUCGGGUCGGCCGGUGGUAAUCGAGCCGUAUUUGAAGUGGAUCGAUGGUUUGGUUGCGGCCUGGCUGCCUGGAACUGAAGGCCAAGGUGUUGCUGAUGUGUUGUUUGGUAACUAUGGGUUCAGUGGGAAGCUUUCCAGGACUUGGUUUAGGAGUGUGGAUCAGUUGCCUAUGAAUGUGGGGGAUGAACAUUAUGACCCUCUUUUUCCAUUUGGCUUUGGGCUCACCACUGAACCUACCGAUGAUUCUAAUUAG